Molecule: messenger RNA, 665 nt
Organism: Nilaparvata lugens (brown planthopper)
Lineage: Eukaryota; Metazoa; Arthropoda; Insecta; Hemiptera; Delphacidae
Exons: 5
Coding region: 146-610 (154 amino acids)
Source: RefSeq, a predicted model, not a curated record
GUGCAGAUGAUACCAGGCGAUUGUUUCGGUGAUGACUCUGACACGAGGUGGAUGGCUUGAUCAGAUGUGAGGAGUUCGGUGUGCAGGAGCGGCGAUAUAUUGAAGGGUAACGGCACUGGUUGAUCUUCGGCUACAUAGCAUUGGAAUGUCGUUUCAUUGGCAUAGGUGUCACUUCCUUCUCUGGACAAGAAAUCAGCAGUUUGAUUUCGUUUACCUGGCAGGCAAGUCGGGUAAACCUGAGAUUUCGGCCGUUGAAGAGGAAGGACAGGUAAUCCCGAGACUCUUCUGCCACUUGUACCUGCCAGUAUCCGGCGCUGAGGUCGACGGUGGAGUAUAUGGUCCUGCCAUGGAACGUCUGCAACACCUGAUCGAUCUGGGCGGGAGCUUCACGGUCGUCGUCGAGAAUCAUGUUCAGCUGGCGGGUGUCGAGACAGAGUCGGGUGGAGCCGUCCUUCUUCGAAACGCAGGCAAUACCAGGAAGGAGUAUGGGAAGCACUUUCCUUCGACUUGGAUCUCCAGGAGGCAUUGUUUAGAUAUUCGGAGGCGACGUCCUGGUGUGACACCUGAUAGGAGGGUGUCCGUAUCCGUGCGGGAGCGGGCGUACAUCUAACGGUCAUCUGCUGUUUUUCAUCCGAGCAACGGUGCGAGAAUGGGAGUUCCUGUUU